This is a messenger RNA of Plutella xylostella (diamondback moth), 1492 nucleotides long. It is a transcript of the gene Tssk, whose product is annotated as Testis-specific serine/threonine kinase. Gene Ontology annotation, molecular function: ATP binding; tau-protein kinase activity. The record is from RefSeq and is a predicted model, not a curated record. Gene Ontology annotation, cellular component: cytoplasm. Lineage: Eukaryota; Metazoa; Arthropoda; Insecta; Lepidoptera; Plutellidae. Gene Ontology annotation, biological process: intracellular signal transduction; microtubule cytoskeleton organization; protein phosphorylation.
CACAAGUAGAAGCGUUUUUUAUAUCCAAAUUUUUUGUGAUGUAGUUAAUAUUUACCCUAAAUUUUGUGCGUGCUAUAAGCGAUUUUUUAUUUUCGUUGAUAACUUCUCUCAUAAGAGGGCUGUGAAUAGAUAAACUACCCUCUGUAGACAGAGCAUUUUGACAUUAGACCGGAGGAGAUUUUGGACACUAUUGGUAGACAGUGAGUGAGAUGUCAAAUGUAUCGUAAACGGGUAAAGAUAAAGUCGAUAGAGCUCCAUGGCUGAGCGCCUCGGCCCUCGAAGCUCCGAGGUGAACGCACUAGAGCAGCGUGGCUACCUCAUCGGCAGGAAGAUCGGGCAGGGCUCCUACGCCAGUGUGCACCUGUCCGAGUACUGCGAUGCCGCCAGCCCCAAGCGGAUGCACCUCGCUUGCAAGAUCUUCGACAAAGAAAAGGCCCCGAGGGAUUUUUUAGAAAAGUUUUUCCCCCGAGAGUUGGACAUCCUCACCAAAAUAGAAAAUCCACACAUCAUUCAAGUGCACAGUAUUUUACAGCGAGGACCGAGAGUGUUUAUAUUUAUGCGAUAUGCUGAUAAUGGUGACCUCUUAGACUUUAUAAAACGGAACGGUGUCGUCCCAGAAAAUCAAGCGAAGCUAUGGUUCAGACAGAUGGCAAGCGGGUUGCAAUACCUUCAUAGUAAAAAUAUAGCGCACCGUGACCUCAAGUGUGAGAACAUUCUACUAUCGCGUCGGUUUAACGUGAAGUUGGCGGACUUCGGCUUUGCCAGAUUCUGCACGGAUGGAGACAACCGACGAGUCCUCAGUCAAACGUACUGCGGCUCUGCAGCGUACGCCGCGCCGGAGGUGGUGAGCGGCACGCCCUACAACCCGAAGCUAGCCGACGUGUGGUCUCUCGGGAUCAUCCUGUUCAUCAUGCUGAACGCAUCGAUGCCCUUCGACGACUCGAACCUGCGCAAGCUGCUGAAGGACCAGAUGUCUCGCAACUGGGUGUUCCGCUCGCGGAUCAGAGACUCGGUGUCGGCGGCGGCGAAGUCGAUCGUGAGGCAUAUAUUGGAGCCGGACAUUACGCUGCGGCUGACGCUGGACCGGGUGCUGUCGCACGAGUGGACGCGGCCGCGCAAGGACCGCAGCGCGAGCCUGGUGGGGCGGCUGGUGCAGUCGGCGCCGGCGCCCGCGCACGGCAAGCACGACGCGGCCGGCCCGUCGGCGCGCGUGUCCGGCGACCACCGCGACGCCGCGCGCGAGCGACACGACGACAUACACAUGCGCUCACACGACUGACCACCGCCGCCUCCACCCCGUCAACUAGCACCCACCCUCCACUGGAAUCAUGCAAGCAACAUACAGUGAAAAAUGACUCUAUUUUUUAAUAAAUUAGGCCAACAGAUUUUAUAAAUUUUAUACUUAUUUUGAUAUUUUUUUUACAAUUGUCGGCUGUACUUUUGUUCGUCGCCAAUAGUGAAAAUAAAUACGUAUAUAUUUUUACAAAACAUA